GGUUUAGAUUAAAAUGAGGAUGAAUUCUAAUUUGACACUUUUGACGCAGUCACUUGCUUGGUUUUUGAGCUGAAAUUAUGCUGAAUUUCGCCGAAUAGCUCUUCAUCCUUGAAUAAUUUUCACGGAAUCAAGAAAUGGGAGGAAAGCCCGUAUACAUAACGACGGUCGAUAUAUUUCUUCAUUUCGAAUUGGCAGAUUUAGUUACUCGAGAGAUGCGGUCAACCGAAGAAAAAGGAGUCAGACGUCGCUGGAGAUAAUAAUUCGUGGUUUGAGAGAGUCUAUCUCAGAUCCUGAAAAUAACAUUCCCGUGAUUGAGAUCGAUGCUCUUCAUGAUCCAGAAAAUCCGGAGGAGGUUCAAAAGUUUGCUGAGGGCUCUGAGCGUUUAUGGAUGAUCAUUCAGAAAUUUUCGAAGCGUCCGAUGGAAGAUGUUAAAUUCGUGGAAGAUUCAAUAUCCAAUUUCAAUGUGAAGAUCGAGAAAUUGACGGAUCAAAUCAACACGCUGAAUGCACAGAAUGCUGAAGAAAAGAGGAUGAGGAAUGAAUUAGAAGAAAAAUUGAACGAAGUCGCAGAAAAUAAAGAGAUGCUGGUGAAACAGCUGGAAAAUCAGAAAACCCCAUCGACCAAAGCAAAGAAGAGCAUUGUGAAAAAGAUUUUGUCAAUUCUGAUUCUCAUUGAACCCAUUAUAUCGGCAAUUAGCACAGUUUUCAACAGUGCCAAGGAUUUAGUGCGUUGAUUUCUGAAUUACUUCCAUUUAUCUAUACUGUUCUGUGUUUGAUUGCACUGUGCAGUAUUUACACUUGGGUUAUACAUUCAAAUACACAAAUAUUUUUAAUCAUA
Molecule: messenger RNA, 837 nt
Organism: Notodromas monacha
Lineage: Eukaryota; Metazoa; Arthropoda; Ostracoda; Podocopida; Cyprididae
Source: the annotation of a GenBank genome assembly